This is a messenger RNA of Acomys russatus (golden spiny mouse), 1619 nucleotides long. RefSeq names its product UDP-GlcNAc:betaGal beta-1,3-N-acetylglucosaminyltransferase 2 (gene B3gnt2). Gene Ontology annotation, molecular function: hexosyltransferase activity. The record is from RefSeq and is a predicted model, not a curated record. Gene Ontology annotation, cellular component: membrane. The transcript has 2 exons. Bases 329 to 1522 code for a protein of 397 amino acids. Lineage: Eukaryota; Metazoa; Chordata; Mammalia; Rodentia; Muridae.
CCGCUGUCCUAGGCCGACUUCGGUUUCUUUUGAAUAGAGAUUAUGAAACCUGGUGGAACCGGGAAGUUUUUUUACGCCCAGUCCGAGAGCUUUAUUCUUGGUUAGGUUUUAAGACCAAAGAGAUGUGCUGGAGCCCUGUAGAACUCGCCUGAGUAAUUUCCACCCUUUCCAGAGCCUACGGAUGUGUUUAUCAGCAGAUCUGCUCCGAACUCCUUUCUCAGCGCAGAUGGAAUACUGCUUUUCCCCUCGGGACUCAGCCUGUACCUCUUAACUUAGUGUUUUUGUGUCGAUGGCAAGUAUAAAGAAAUGCAGAAUAAAUAUAUGAGACAUGAGUGUUGGACGUCGAAGAGUAAAGUUGUUGGGGGUCCUGAUGAUGGUAAAUGUCUUCAUUUAUUUACUUGUGGAAGUCUCCAAAAACAAUAGUCAAGAAAAAAAUGGCAAGGGGGGAGUAAUAAUCCCCAAAGAGAAGUUCUGGAAGCUCUCCAGCCCUCCGCGGGCCUACUGGAACAGGGAGCAGGGGAAGCUGAACAGGUGGUAUAACCCCAUCCUCAACAGGCUGGCCAAUCAGACGGGCGAGCCGGACGCCGCUCCCAACGCGAGCCAUCUCAACUACUGCGAGCCGGACUCGGCGGUCAUGACAGCCGUGGCCGAUUUUAAUAGUCUGCCGGACAGAUUUAAAGACUUCCUCUUGUAUUUGAGAUGCAGAAACUACUCGCUGCUUAUAGAUCAACCGAAGAAAUGUGCGAAGAAACCUUUCCUGCUGCUGGCGAUUAAAUCCCUUAUCCCUCACUUUGCCAGGAGGCAAGCGAUUCGGGAGUCUUGGGGCAGAGAAACCAACGUGGGGAACCAGACCGUGGUGAGAGUCUUCCUGUUGGGCAAGACACCCCCCGAGGACAACCACCCUGACCUUUCAGACAUGCUCAAGUUUGAGAGUGAGAAACACCGGGACAUCCUCAUGUGGAACUACAGGGACACGUUCUUCAACCUGUCUCUGAAGGAAGUGCUCUUCCUCAGGUGGGUGAGCACUUCCUGUCCCGAUGCGGAGUUCGUCUUCAAGGGCGACGAUGAUGUGUUUGUGAACACCCAUCACAUCCUGAAUUACUUGAACAGCUUAUCCAAGAGCAAAGCCAAAGAUCUGUUUAUAGGUGAUGUGAUCCACAACGCCGGGCCCCAUCGGGAUAAGAAACUCAAGUACUACAUCCCGGAAGUCUUCUACACUGGGGUCUACCCGCCGUAUGCGGGGGGCGGGGGGUUCCUGUAUUCCGGCCCCCUGGCCCUGAGGCUGUACAGCAUAACCGACCGGGUCCACCUCUACCCCAUCGAUGAUGUUUAUACUGGCAUGUGCCUUCAGAAACUGGGCCUUGUUCCAGAGAAACACAAAGGCUUCAGGACAUUCGAUAUUGAAGAAAAAAAUAAAAAGAAUAUUUGUUCAUAUGUAGACCUAAUGUUAGUGCAUAGCAGGAAACCUCAGGAGAUGAUUGAUAUCUGGUCUCAGUUGCAAAGCCCUAAUUUAAAAUGCUGAGAUCCAUAGUGAGCUACAUUUCACACAGGGCCUGGCCUGGCUAGUUCCCACGUCGUGCUUUCACGGUAGGUGAAAGGCCCUCAGUCUUCCUGAGUAG